CGAUUCACAACUUCACAACUCAUCUCAUCUUUCCUCUCAAUCAAAAUCUUAUCAUCAAUCAAAAUCUUAUCAUCAAUCAUCCUAACAACAAGUUCAUCAAUUCAAGAAUGUCAAACAAUCCAAACAGGUCAUGGCUUCAUUCAAAUCCUACAAUCUCUUCAACCCUUUUAAUUCAACAUCAAUCAAAUUCAUUCAAUUCGAUUCAAACUUCAACUACUACUACUACCACAAGAAGAACUACCAUCUCAUCUCAUUCAUCUGAUUCUGAUUUACCUAAUCAUCAUCAAUCUAAUUCGAACAGUCAUGAAAGUAUUCAUACAUCUAUAGGUCUCAACUUUCCUCCUCCACCACCACCACCUGAAAGACCUCUCCUUUCUCCUUUACUUGCAUUGGCUGCAUAUGCUGCUUUGGCUAUGGCUGCACUUACUGGAUUGGCUGCUGUUUUACUUACUGGAUAUGGUUUAAGUGCAUUUGAUGAUGCUAGACGUCGACUUACUGGUGUGGUAUCUGCUUAUCAUCCAUCUCGUUAUAAUCCUAGUCAAUCAUCAAAUUCUACAUCCGGAACUCCACCUGAGACUUCACAACACGAUCGAUUUCCGCCAUCAGUUCGUACAUCAGCUCGAACUCAACCUGCAGGUUACAAUGUACAAACUCCCAUGGAAAGUAGUGAAGAAUCAGAUGAGAAAGGUAGUACAGAAGGCAGUGGUGGUGUUGGUAGUGGUACUCGAAGGACGACUCAAGAAGAAACAGCAGCAGAUUGUAAUACAGCCGAAUUACAUCCACCUAGACCACCACUUACAGUUUUAGUGGGUUCGGUGAUUUUAACUUUAAUUAUUGUGGCCGUUAGAUUGAUGGUGAUGUGGUGGAUGGGACAACAAGUACCUAAGAAUACAACUAGAGCAUUCCAAAAUGGUAGACGUGCAUAUGAAGCUGCUAAUCGUCGAAAUCUUUAUCAAACUAGGUCGAUGUGGUAAAAGCCAUUUGAUAUAUUUUAAUCUUUCUAGAGAAUUAUGUUUUCUCACUUGAUGAACACUUUCAAUCAUCAAUCAAUCUUAUUAGCUUUUCGUUCAUCAUCAAUCAUCAAUUUUUUAAGCUCAAAGUUUAUCAUUGUAUAAUUAUCUUUCACAAGUUUGCUUUUUACUCUUUUUUCCCUUCAACUCGUCAUCAUCAAACACCAGUUUUUAUAAAGAUUAUGAACCAACUUUAUCACCACUCGAUUUUACACCGAAGCAAUGUUUUAUGUAAAAGAGUUAAGACCCUUUAGUUUUGUAUGGUGUGUAGAAUUGUACACAUGUAAACUCUUACAAGAUAUCUGUAUACUUUUUCUUUGGUUUCGUUGUGAUUAAGUUAAUAUUGUAAUGUUUAUCAAAUAUUUUAUUCUUAAAAUGCUUAGGUUGUUGUUGUGUAUCCUGAGUCUUUUCAUUAUAGUAUAGUAAUGCAUAUAUCUAUAGUAUUGAUCUAUCUAAAUAUAUUUAUUAUUCAAUCAGU
Molecule: messenger RNA, 1488 nt
Organism: Melampsora larici-populina 98AG31
Lineage: Eukaryota; Fungi; Basidiomycota; Pucciniomycetes; Pucciniales; Melampsoraceae
Exons: 3
Coding region: 108-974 (288 amino acids)
Source: RefSeq, a predicted model, not a curated record